GCGUGGUAUGAUUGAGACCUUUCUCUGUCUUGAUAUCUACUUCGAUCUUACACUUUUCACGUGCAUUUCUAUACAUAGAGUCAAAUCCUACGUCUGUAGUAUAUCGAUUUCAAGAUGCUACUCAGUACCCUUCUCGCCCUCACAGCCCUAUCAACAGGCGCAAAUGCGCAUUUCCGCCUCCUAGAACCUAUCUGGCGCGGCUCCUCUUUCGAUGCGCCUGCAAGCCAGUAUAUCUACCCUUGCGCCAAUGUAAACGAAACCACGGAUGCUGCAAACCGAACACAAUGGCCCACGACAGGCGGCUCCCUGAUAAUCAACGGCUCCCACGCUCACGCCUUCACCUACGUAAAUCUGGCCCUCGGCUCAAACGCCACAAACUUCAACAUCACCCUCCUCCCCGUCUUCAACCAAACCGGCGCCGGCAUCUUCUGCACCAAAGAAACCGGAAAGUCGCAAUUGGACGCAGCAUUCAAAGCAGCUGGGUACAGUGGGACGGGGGAUCAGAGACUAGAGGGCAUGUUGGCGUCUGUUCAGGUUGUGCAGUUGGGGACGAGGGGCAGUGCGUUGUAUAAUUGUGCGGAUAUUGUGUUUAAUUCUAGUGCAACGCCGCUGGGGGAUGAUACGUGCAAGAAUGGGACGGGUGUUGGGGGUGUGGCGCUUGAGAGUGAGGGGGAGGCGGCGGGCAGUGGGAAUGCGACGGCGGAGACGACGAAGCCUAAUGCUGCUGCGUCGGUGGUUGUGAGUGGGCUGGGUAGUGUGGGGUUGGCUGCGUUGGUGGCGGUGUGGAUGGUUGUUUGA
Pyrenophora tritici-repentis Pt-1C-BFP is the source of this 798-nucleotide messenger RNA. Its product is annotated as DUF1421 multi-domain protein. The record is from RefSeq and is a predicted model, not a curated record. Lineage: Eukaryota; Fungi; Ascomycota; Dothideomycetes; Pleosporales; Pleosporaceae.